Molecule: messenger RNA, 876 nt
Organism: Chrysoperla carnea
Lineage: Eukaryota; Metazoa; Arthropoda; Insecta; Neuroptera; Chrysopidae
Exons: 4
Coding region: 1-876 (291 amino acids)
Source: RefSeq, a predicted model, not a curated record
AUGGAUGUUUCAAGAAUUCGAAAUUCGUUACCACAAUAUUAUGCAUCAAAUUUAUUCAAUAAUUUUCAACUAAAGAAAAAACAACCAGAUCGUUCAAUAUUUACAGCUAAUGGAAUUCGGGAUAAAUUAUUCAAACAAAAAUUACGUAAUAUAAUUUAUGAUGAUAAUUUUCAGCAUCAACGAGCAUUAUCGGCUAGUUCAUUACGUUAUUUAAAUGAUUUCAGUGGUCGUGCACAUGAAAAUGAACAACAAAGUUCAAUGGUAUCACCAUUAUCUGUUCCAAGAACACCAUUAUCUUUAAAUCAAUUAUCACCCAUGACACCACUUAACAGUGGAAUGACACCUAGACCAAUGUCAUUACAUGUGCAACGAAAUCAAAUUAAACGUCCAUUUCGAAUUCAAUCUGGAAAUGUUAUACGAACUAUUCCUAAAGUGGUGGAUCCAGGUUUUCGACAGUUGACGGUAACACCAGUGACAUCUAUUUAUACAGCACUGCAAACAAGACCAAUACGAAUUGUGAAGUAUCCUAUAAUAUUUGGUACGCGUCUUGAAUUACAAGAACCACAACCAGGUGCAAUACGAAAUUAUAACAAAGAAGAUACACGUUUUGUUACACCAAAGCGGCAAUAUUUAAAUUUUAUUGAUACACAACCGACAUAUUUAAAUGACGUAAAUACUGUAAAACCAAAACGUGUUCAAUUUGUAACUAACAAUGUAGAUGAUUCACCUGAAUUAUACGCAAUCACAACAACACGCUUGAAUAGUGAGUUGUCUAGUAGUACAGAAGGUUUCUCACCAAGUGAUGAUAUAAAACCUGUAUAUGAAAUUGUCGAAGAGGAUGAACCUCAAGGUGAUGCAUUUCAGUUUCGUUUUUAG